Saccharomyces cerevisiae S288C is the source of this 1308-nucleotide messenger RNA. RefSeq lists its product as uncharacterized. The transcript has a single exon. The coding region runs from base 1 to 1308 and encodes 435 amino acids. The record is from RefSeq and is marked reviewed. Gene Ontology annotation, cellular component: cytoplasm. Lineage: Eukaryota; Fungi; Ascomycota; Saccharomycetes; Saccharomycetales; Saccharomycetaceae.
AUGUCUGGUUAUUUUUCAGGGUUUUCUCUAAACAAGAUCACCGAUUCAAUUGCCACCGCUGCUCACAAGACCCAAGACACUUUGAACAAUGCAUUAGCAAAUGCAAAUGUAAACUUAAAUGACCCUCAAACAAGACUAUCAAUCAAAUCGCGAACUAGAUUUGUUCAGGAAUCAUUGGGUACUGUAUCAGAUAUAAGUAAAUUACCACCACAGUACCAAUUCUUGGAGAAAAAAAGUGAUUCCUUAGAGAAGGUAUGUAAAAGGAUUCUACUGGUGUCCAAAACGUUCGAAGUAGAGGGCUACGACUAUCCACCAAAUUUAACGGAGAGUAUUUCGGAUUGGUGGUCUCUCAAUAAAGAUGGCUGGUUUGGCUCUAAAAAAUCCGAAAGUUCCACUAAAAAAAAGGGAUCUAACCAUGACGAUGCUUUUUUGCCAAGGUCUUUUGCUCAAGCCAUCUCAAAAGCCGCUGUUGACUGCGAAUGUGAAUUUCAAAAUUUAGAACACAACGAAAAGGCAGAACUAAAGAAGAAAAAGGAGUCUAUCAAAACUGCACAGACAACGGAAGCUCAGGGUGCCGACCAUAAUGAAGAAGACGAGGAAGAUGAAGAAGAUGAAGAAGAUGAUGAAGAUUUGUCUAAUUUGAUCAAAGUUUUCGAUUCGUGGUCGACAUGCUAUAAAAAUAUCGAUGAAGGGAAGGCAGAGAUGGAUUCUAUGAUGGUCAAGGAAUUCAACAAAAAAUUAGAAACAUUAAUAAACCAAGACUUCAAGAAGGUCCAUGACCUGCGCAAAAAAGUGGAAGAAUCAAGACUCAAAUUUGAUACAAUGCGUUAUGAAGUCAAAGCAAAAGAAGCAGAGUUAGAGGCGAAAAAAGCUGAAGCCACAGGAGAAGCACAUAGCAAGGAUGUUAGCGCAAAGGACAUUAGCGCAAACACUACCACCUCUUUUGACGAAACGCCUUCUACCGAGGAUGAAAAGCCAAAAUCAGAGGGUGCCGAAGAGGAAUCAAAGAAAGAAGCGAAUGAGCCUACUGUUGAUGACGUUGCUGAUAGAAAAGAAGAUUUAAAGAGUAACAAAGUAAAUGAUGAGCCACCGAUUGAAGAAUCUGAGGAUAAUAAAUUACUGGAAAAACUGGAGGAUGAAUUUGUCUCCAAUACUACAGCAGCAGUGGAAACAAUGGAAGAAAUCACUGACAGUUCUGAAAUUCUGGGCUUGAUAAAACUGUUCCAGAAUUUCCAGUUGGUUUACUUUAGACAAUGUGUCCAAGAAGUGGAGGCAAACCUUAAAGUUCUAAAUGGUUUGGAAAUUUAG